CCUAGUAGCCAAAUCUUGGGUAAUAGGGGGAGCAGACGUUGCAAGUCCGGGGCAGUUUUUUGUCAGUGAAGGCGUGGGACGUUUGGGAGAAGGUUGGUAGAACUCCAUGUGAUUACCCACCUCUCCUCAUCAUCAGACAGCAACUGCAGUUCCCUCCCCUGACGCGCGUGCAGUCGUUGUGCAGAAGCCAGGAAGACGGUGGAAAUACGGCAGGGAUGCUCAGAGUGAGCAUCUAAGGAUCUCCACACCCUCUUUAUUUCGCGACAACUUCCAUAUUUUGCCAGGAUAACUUUGCCAUUUUGAGAGAUCCAAGGCGCUCGGAAAGGUUUCCUUCUCCUGGCACCUGGGCAGCAUCUGUCCUGUCUGACGUGAAACUGUGAAUCUGAGGGGAGGCAAGACUUAAAGCAUCAUCAUGAAUUUUGUAAUGAAGGCAGCUAUGGGAGGAGGGCCACCUGAUGUGGGCAAGAUGAUGGGAGGAGACAAGGAAGAGCCUGACCCCGAUGCAGAGAAGAAAGAGGAAGAAAGACAAGAGGCUCUGAGGCAGCAGGAGGAGGAGAGGAAAGAUAAAUAUGCAAAGAUGGAAGUGGAGAGGGAAUCAAUGCGACAAGGCAUCAGAGACAAGUACGGAAUUAAGAAGAGGGAGGAGGCUGAGGCUGAGGCCCAGGCUGCUAUGGAGCAGUCUGCAGAGGGCAGUCUGACCCGUCCUAAAUCGUCAGUGCCCAAGGGCUGCGGAGACGACGACGACGAAGAGGAAAGCAUCAUGGACACGGUCAUGAAAUACCUCCCUGGUCCUCUCCAAGACAUGCUGAAGAAGUAGCCGAGCAAAAACGUUUGUUGGAGUUACAUUAGGUUGUUACGGUAUCCUUCUUGGUGAGAGUUUUAGAUUACUUUUCUGCCCCCCCUGCAGCAGAGAGUUAGCAACGGAAAUUAAAAUAAAA
Oncorhynchus gorbuscha (pink salmon) is the source of this 938-nucleotide messenger RNA. Its product is annotated as complexin-1-like. The record is from RefSeq and is a predicted model, not a curated record. Gene Ontology annotation, cellular component: SNARE complex; terminal bouton. NCBI's taxonomy places the organism in Eukaryota, Metazoa, Chordata, Actinopteri, Salmoniformes, Salmonidae. The transcript is spliced from 4 exons. Gene Ontology annotation, biological process: regulation of neurotransmitter secretion; synaptic vesicle exocytosis; neurotransmitter transport. Bases 413 to 817 code for a protein of 134 amino acids. Gene Ontology annotation, molecular function: syntaxin binding.